AUCUGGAUAUAAACUAAAAGGUCCCGUGGAUUUAAAAUUCCAAAACAUAAAUGGCGGAGUAAAAACACGUUUUACGGUGUACCUACGGAUAAAGUGUCAUGCAUGAUUUCGAAAUAACGACAUGCAAAAUAUAAACGCCAUUAGUAAGGAUGGCGAAGGAAUAAAGUGUGUAACCAAUCGAGAAAACUUGGCGAAGAAACAUUUUAAGAUCAGAUGUUGGCUUGAAGAAAUCUUUUCUUCCAUACCAUCUUAUGAAGUCACUGAAGAAACUAUUGCUUUUUUGCAUGCUUUCUUAGAACAAAAUAAAGCUAUGAACAGACUGGCCACAUUUCAUUGUGUUGACAUUCAAACGAAAAGCGAAGAAUAUAAACUUGAAGGCGAACGCAUUAAAAACAUGCUGACUGCUCUUGGGCUAUCCAUACCCACCUUAUCCAAUGCUGGCAAAUCAAGUGUGAAAUCGUUAGCUGACGUUGCCAUGCUGCUUGACAUAAAAGAUACUCAAAAAUCAAGUUAUCUUUUAGCAAUGAGUAAUUUGGCAGAUGAUAUCCAGAAUAUUGAAAAUCUUGCAGCGAAGAAAGAAGAUGAAUUCAAUAAGCUUGUCUCACAAAUGACUGCUUCUCUUCAGAAUGUAAACAAUGUUAAGAGAUAUGGCUCAAAAUAUGAAGAAGAACACACGAUUGACGAAUCAAUAGCUGAAAAGAGGAGAAAAGAUACCAUUAAUCUUAGAAACAAGGCAGAUAAUUAUGCUAGCCAGAUAAUUGCGUCUGAGGUGGAGAGUGAUCCUCACAUCACGCAUGAAACCCUCCUUCGUUUAGCUCAAGAGGUGAAAGAACUGAAAUCUGAAGUGCAACCACUCCUUUCGAAAUAUAAGAUGUACAGAAGCCUCCCUCCGGAUGUCAACCUGGCCAAAGUAAAGAUAGAGGAGGCAAAGAGACAACUGAUGAAAUUGGAGGCGCAACUUCAAACUGAUAUCGAUUUAUUAACGUUGUGAUAUCGAUUCAUUAACGUCGUGAUAACGAUUCAUUAACGUCGUGAUAACGAUUCAUUAACGUCGUGAUAACGAUUCAUUAACGUCGUGAUAACGAUUCAUUAACGUUGUGAUUUUGUAACUAGUGUGAAAAUAAUUGUUUUCAUUGCCA
Molecule: messenger RNA, 1139 nt
Organism: Hydractinia symbiolongicarpus
Lineage: Eukaryota; Metazoa; Cnidaria; Hydrozoa; Anthoathecata; Hydractiniidae
Exons: 10
Coding region: 122-991 (289 amino acids)
Biological process (GO): spindle assembly
Cellular component (GO): cytosol; HAUS complex
Source: RefSeq, a predicted model, not a curated record